Messenger RNA from Miniopterus natalensis, 2718 nucleotides. It is a transcript of the gene F2RL3, whose product is annotated as F2R like thrombin or trypsin receptor 3. Gene Ontology annotation, biological process: thrombin-activated receptor signaling pathway; phospholipase C-activating G protein-coupled receptor signaling pathway; blood coagulation. Gene Ontology annotation, cellular component: plasma membrane. The record is from RefSeq and is a predicted model, not a curated record. NCBI's taxonomy places the organism in Eukaryota, Metazoa, Chordata, Mammalia, Chiroptera, Miniopteridae. Gene Ontology annotation, molecular function: thrombin-activated receptor activity.
GGGAUGUGACCUGGAGAACUGGGCUGCUGUGAGAACUGGAGCUGUGACUGUCUAGCAGGAAGUUUCCACUUGGCCUACAGAGGCUUCCUGGGCAGGACAGGGGCUGGUGGGGGUGCUGCAGCCUGAGACUUCCUCCCCAUCUUACUGGCCCAGCACUUGUACCCCGUGAGGCACCUCUGCCCGACAAAGUGGCCCCAGCCACCAGGCCACCUUAGGUCAUCUGUGGGCCUCUCACAGGCUGGCUGGGGGCAGGGGCUAGUUUAUCUCACUGGGCCUGUCUACUCCUCCGCCUGUACUCAGGAAGCUGGGGGUGGGGGUCCAGCAGAUAGGAAGCCCAAGGCCAGUUGGCUGAAGUCCAGAGUAGCUGGCACCCAGCCCCAAUAGCAUGUGGGCACUCCUGCUGCUGUGGCCCCUGGCACUGGGAUUCAGCCGUGAAGGUGGCAGCCAGACACCCAGUAUCUACGAUGAAGGCGAGAGCACAGGAGGAGAAGAUGAUGGCAUGCUGGGACCUUGGAACAAGCCCCAGGGGGCAACAGUUUGCCCCCUGGAGCUUGAAGGCCGCCCUCGCAGCUUCCCCGGCUGGCCCUGUGCCAACAACAGCAACAUCCUGGAGCUUUGGGACACCUCUCGGGCGCUGCUGCUAGGCUGGGUGCCCACAAGGCUGGUGCCCGCUCUUUACGGGCUGGCCCUGGUGGUGGGGCUGCCUGCCAAUGGCCUGGCACUGUGGGUGCUUGCCACGCGAGUACCUCGGCUGCCAUCCACGGUGCUGCUCAUGAACCUGGCGGCUGCCGACCUGCUGCUGGCCCUGGCCUUGCCACCCCGCAUCGCCUACCAUCUUUGGGGCCAGCACUGGCCCUUUGGGGAGGCCGCCUGCCGUCUGGACACAGCCGCACUCUAUGGCCACAUGUACUGCUCGGUGCUACUGCUGGCUGCCAUCAGCCUGGACCGCUACCUGGCCGUGGUACACCCGCUGCGGGCCCGCGCACUGCGAGGCCAGCGCCUGGCCACUGGGCUUUGUGUUGUGGCCUGGCUGGUGGCGGCCACCCUGGCGCUGCCCCUGGGACUACAGCAGCAGACCUUCCGGCUGUCACACUCGGAUCAUUUGCUGUGCCACGACGUGCUGCCCAUGGGCACCCAGGCCUCCUACUGGCGGCCCACCUUCAUCUGCCUGGCGGUGUUCGGCUGCCUCCUGCCCCUCCUGGCCAUGCUGCUCUGCUGCGGGGCCACCCUGUGUUCGCUGGCUGCCGGCGGCCGGCGCUACAGCCACGCGCUCAGGCUGACUGCGCUGGUGCUGGCCUCCGCCCUGGCCUUCUUCCUGCCCAGCAACGUGCUGCUGCUGCUGCACUACUCAGAUCUGGGCCUGGGGGCCUGGGGGAAUCUGUACGCUGCCUACGUGCCCAGCCUGGCCCUCAGCACCCUCAACAGCUGCGUGGAUCCCUUUGUCUACUACUAUGUGUCGACCGAAUUCAGGGAAAAGGUGCGGGAGGGGAUACUCCACUGGGUGCCUAGUUCCACCGUGGCCUCCAGGGAGGAGGGGAGCCCAGGGACGGGAACCAGGUUUUCAUCGCUUGUGUGACAGCCCCUCAGGAGGCAGGUCAACGAAGAGGGGUUGUACUGGGUUGAAUAGGGACUCCCCCCAAAUUCAUGUCCACCAGGAACCUCUAGUGAGCUUGUUUUUAAAUAGCGUCUUUGCAGGUGUAAUUAGUUAAAAUGAGGUCACACCUGGGUAGGGUUGGCCCUAAGCCUUAUAUGACUGAUGUCCUUUUAAGAAGAGAGAGACACAGCAGGGGAAGGAGGUCAUGUGACCAUGGAGUCAGAGAUCGCAGCCUCAAGCUAAGAACACCAAGGGUUGCUGGCAGCCUCCAGAAGCCAGGAGAGCAGCCUGCGGGGGGACGACUUUCCCUUAGGCCCUCCAGAAGGACCCAACCUUGCCAACACCCUGAUAUUAGACUUCUGGCCUCCAGAAUCGAGACAAUAAAUUUCUGUUGUUUUAAGUCACCUGGCUUGUGGUACUUGGUUACAGCAGCCCCAGGGAACCAAGACAGAAGUUAAAUGCAGAUUCCCAAGCCCAGCUAGCUCCCUCAUGUCCAAGGUGGGGAUGUGACAAGGGUAAUGUUGCCCUGGACCUGCUGGAGAACCCCGCCCAGGGGAAGGUUCAGGCCCUCCCACCCCCUGGUGGCCCAGGCAGUGGGAAUCUAGUUAGGGGUUCUUGUUCUCAGAAGCCCAGCUUCCGGCUCCAGGGUGUCUUCUGAGCAAUCACUGUGGAAACCCCGACUCUGCUCCCCAAAGCCUCAUGCAACCCAUCAUUAGGAGCCACAGGGCUCAGUCUCCUGCUGUCCCCUGGUUGCAAGGUGUCACCUCUUCCCUUUAACCUGACUUCCAAUUUCUCUUCUCAUUUGUUGUUAAUUCCCCACUAAAGGGAGAAUGCUGUGCCUGGGGCAGGCGCCUUCAGUCUCUGACCCCCGCCCCAGCUGUUUACAGCCUAUUCUGAAAUGAGUGAGAGGAGGACACCAGGUGGAGAAAGGCAGCUGCCACUCUCCUCCUCCUCUUAGGAGAGCAGCGUGGGUUGUCAAGAGCUGUUAAGCCAUCAAUUGUGGGGUCAGCAAACUUCCUAAGGCAGAGUUGGAGUGGGGGUCAUUCCUGGAUUCACACUGAGCCUAUGUCUCUGGUCUGGGGAAAAAUGAGCUGGUGAGGGAGCAGCCCAGGGACACACACACA